AUGAACAACCAUAAGCUACAGCACCACCCCACCCCCACGUACCUCAGGGUGACCUGGACAGGUCAUUCACCUUCCGGGAGCACCUGAGGACAACAGCAGUUUAUAGAUAUUACCAUACUAGUCGAAAUUGAAUGGCUUAGCAAAAUCCCUAAAGGAAAUCCACUCCUGAAAGGCUUAAAGGUCCAAUGCAACCGUAUUUUAUUUAUUUAUUUUUAUCUCAAUAACAAAUAAUUUCUGGGUAACAAUUAAGUACCUUACUGUGAUUGUUUUCAAUUAAAAUUGUCAAAAAGAAACAAAAGUCAGGGCCGGCUCUAGCCUUUUGGGGUCCCUAAGUGAGAUUUGGUUGGUGGGAGGCCCCCACCAAGCGGGCAAAUGUUUUUAAUGUAUUUAUGUUUUAAAGUUAAUUUCCUGCAAUUCUACACAUUUUGCCAUGGGCGUAGAGAAAAUGUUGCAGUUUAAAGCACGUUUUCUGUAGUUCUACAGAUUUUGCCAUGGGGCAGAGAGAUCUUUUUGCAGUUUUAAAGCAAGUUUUCUGCAGUUCUACACAUUUUGCCAUGGGGCUCAGAGAAAAUUGUGCAAUUUUAUAAAACAUUUAAUAAAAAAUAAAAAAGCAGGCAUGGUAAAAAAUAGUUGGAUGUUAGUCUGUGUAUGAAAUGGAUAUUAGAGUGGCUAACAAAAUCAAUGGGGGCACCCUGGAGGUCAGGGCCCCUGGGCACGUGAUUAAUCGGCCAUGAUUACUACAAGUUUAGAUAACAAAAAAUUGUUAGCUGACAUGGCUAAUUGAGUGACUGUCAGUGAUUGACAAAACAAGAGAAAAACUGCUUUUGAAAUUGCACCUUGUGUAUUAUACUAUUCUAACUCUCAACAGAGUUGAGACCUCGACUGAGUAAAAAAUUAAAUAAAACAUUGGUUGGUUGGGGCCCCCUGGCAGCCGGGGGCCCUAAGAGAUCACUUAUGUCGCUCAUGCCUGGAACCGGUCCUGCUGGGAGUGGAGAGGAGGAAAGAGAAAAUUAGCUGUUAUUUGCAGAGAGGUUUGGAUCUCUCUUUCUUAUUGGUGAUGUCACCAGGCAGGCCAAAACUCAAUCCCACCAAAACAGGUUGACAUUUCAAGCUGUCUUUUCAAAAAGCUCUUACAUUAAAAUGACCUUAUCAUUUUCACAAUUUCAUAGUAUUACUCCAACCUCAUAAUGUGGAAAUAUAUAUAAAACAUAGGAAAAUCACGUUUUUGACUGCACUGGGCCUUUAAACAAUGUUUACUCCAUUAUGCAUAUGAAAGCAGACAAACAAACUAAGCUACAAACAGUAAGUGAUAGCAAUCUCAGGGAUAUGGAGAUAGAUACCGUGACCGAAGACCAUUUCAGAUAGAGAGAGAGAGAGAUAAAUGGUGUGUAAAAAGUAUGUUUUCCCCCACCCCCACCCCUGGUUCCAGGCAGCCAAUGGAUUUGUGUCCCUGGAGAGAUCUGUGGGUAUGAGCAGGCCCACAGGCUGUUUGGGAAACUACCCUGGGCCAGCCUCUUCCAUCCCACCAUCAAGCUGGCCAGAGAGGGUUUCCCUGUACCCCAGGUCCUGAGCCACUUUAUCCCACUGAUCAACAGGGAUGAGACCCUACCAUUAUGA
This is a messenger RNA of Coregonus sp. 'balchen', 1617 nucleotides long. The record is from the annotation of a GenBank genome assembly. NCBI's taxonomy places the organism in Eukaryota, Metazoa, Chordata, Actinopteri, Salmoniformes, Salmonidae.